CGCGUUUCUACAGCACGACGUGAAGAACCAAAUCAGCUCGGCUUCUGGAAGACGAGCACAUCGACAUGUCUAACUUCAAAGAGCCAUCACUUGCCGAAAUUGCUCAGCAGAUCCUCGAGGAUGCGCUGCAACAGAUCAUGCACAACGUGGUGAUCCACCAGCAUCGAGCACACAAGCAGCUAUUAGCUUCACUCGACUCGAAAACCCGACUACCGCACUGCGACACUUGCAAGCUCCCCAAGCUACUCGAUCCGCCACUUGCGCCGAGCGUUCGAGGCGCGACUGCCGAUCCACCCAGCAACACCAACUACUGCGAUCGCAAGCCAUGGGCUCGCCGGCCAGGGCAUGAUAUCUACGGCAACCCCUUCCUCAAGAGCGACAUCACAGGCCGUCCACUUACUAAGAAAGAGCGUGAAGCGCAAAAGAACAGCAAGAAAGACGACGGCACGCCAGCAAGCGAAGACCAGAAUCACGAAGGUACGGGCCCGCCAUCGCCAAGCGGAGACGCUGAGGAGGAUAAGAAACCAGGCAACCAGAAACUAGAGAAGGGCGAGAAGAAGGCGAGUAAGAUCGACGAGAAACUGAAGAAGGGUGAAUAUGUCCCAUGGCACACCUGCCCAAGCUGCAAGCGAAGCUUGCUCAUCACACGUUUUGCGAAGCACUUGGAGCAAUGCAUGGGAAUUUCAGGCCGUGCUGCCAGUAGAAAUGCCAUGGCGAAGAUGAACAAUACGCCUAAUGGGUCUCGUGGUGGCACGCCCAACCCAAGCCAGGACGGAAAUGGCAAGGACGGACCUGCUGAAGACGAGGAAGGAGAUUCUGCUGUUAAAGGGGCAGGUGGCGGGGUGCGUAAGAAGUUACUGAAGAAGGGGCUCAAGGAGAAAGUGAAGAAGGAUAAGACUGCGAAUGGGAAAUUGCCCAAGAGUCUCGCUGCGAAGCGGCCUCCUGGUAUCGGCAAGGACAAGGACAAGGACGCCAGCACCACGAGGAGUUCUCCGGCACCCAGUUCGAUUGGCGGGGACGGGAAGCGAGACCGCGACGAGUUGGGUGACGAUGACGAGGAAGAAGUCCACGUCAAGAAGAGGCAGAAGUUGCAACGUGUGGGUAGCACCACGAGUAUCGUAAGCUCCAUCACGGCACCUGAAAUGGAGCGAGGCGAGAGUCAAGAUGGAAGUUUCGUCGAUGGUUCAGUAGCAGAUGACUAGCAAGGGCAUCCAAGUACACCACAGCGAAGCGUGCGUUGUGGAUUUACGCCGCACGUAUUUCACCACAGACAUUAUUCUUCGAAGGCAAAACAGAACAAUCAAAAACAGAAC
Cercospora beticola is the source of this 1313-nucleotide messenger RNA. RefSeq names its product SGF11 family protein. The record is from RefSeq and is a predicted model, not a curated record. Gene Ontology annotation, cellular component: DUBm complex; SAGA complex. Gene Ontology annotation, molecular function: transcription coactivator activity. Lineage: Eukaryota; Fungi; Ascomycota; Dothideomycetes; Mycosphaerellales; Mycosphaerellaceae. Gene Ontology annotation, biological process: regulation of transcription by RNA polymerase II; positive regulation of DNA-templated transcription.